AUGAUCUACAUGCGUAAUUUUCGAACCGUUCGUGAAUCUUGGUUAUUUGCUGUAUGUUUUAGACCCAUGAAGGGGUCGGCUGUAGAGAAAUACGCGCACGAUGCUUUACAAUUCAUUUUUCCGAAGAACUGUUUUGAAGAGCUGAUAAUCAACUUCAAUGUCUUUCAUCCAACAUGUCCAAAAAUGGUAUUAAGUCGUGUCCUCGGAAUCGGUAUUACAGCCGGUUCUAUCCUUCUUUUUGUACCUCAAAUUAUAAAGAUCUUCAAUGGAAAAAGCGCCAAAGGAAUCUCUCUCAUAUCGCAGCUCCUUGCACUUGUAGCCGCCGCAGGCACUGCCUCAUACAGCUUUAACAAAGGAUUCGUAUUCAGCCAAUGGGGUGAUUCGUUUUUUGUUUCUGUCCAAUUGAUGAUUAUCGUCAUGCAGAUUUUGUAUUAUUCGGACGCUAGAACCAUUGCACGGGUGUUCACUUCAAUUCAAGAUACCGGUGAUUCAUUGUUGAUUGUUUCGUUCGCAAUUGCGGCCGUUCUUAAUGCGGUCCUCUUUGUGCAAUUCUUCCUCUACUGGAACGAAGUUAAGCGUAAGAAGAUGCGCUAA
This is a messenger RNA of Ostertagia ostertagi, 594 nucleotides long. NCBI's taxonomy places the organism in Eukaryota, Metazoa, Nematoda, Chromadorea, Rhabditida, Trichostrongylidae. The record is from the annotation of a GenBank genome assembly.